Messenger RNA from Prorocentrum cordatum, 1381 nucleotides. Lineage: Eukaryota; Dinophyceae; Prorocentrales; Prorocentraceae. The record is from the annotation of a GenBank genome assembly.
CGGGCGUUCGCCGCUCGGGGCCGCCGCCGCGAGCACCUCGCGAUGGCGACGGGGAUUGCGGCGUGGAAGGGCCACAAUGUAGGACAACCGACGCAGCGCAAGAGCUACUAUGCGACGAGCGCCUGCGGCUGCGGGGACAAGGCCCGAAUCGAGGAGGGCGCCCGCGCCCGCCAGGGGGCCGCAGCCGACGAGCUCGAGGAGGAGGGCGUGGAGUACGUGACGACCAUCUCCAGGCUCAGGCGGCAGUCGUUCGCCGUGAUCGCGCCGCGCGCGGGCGCGGAGGUGCCGAUCAACAGCGGCGCGGGGGGCAUGGUGGGCGAUGCCUCCGAGCCCGAGCUCUUCGUGUUCAACUACCGCAUAGCGGUCCAGAAAUGGGCCCUCGUGGGCCGGGCGGCGACGGAGAAGGCGAUGCUGAUAGACUUCGAUGACCGCCUGCCCGCGAUCGAUGCGAGCCCGGGCGGCUUCAUGGAUGACUUCUUCAAGACGCAGCUGGUCCCGACCAGCAUCCGCGCGGCCAAAGAAGUGGCGAACCUCUCACAGAGGAAAAGUGCAGGCUUGGGCCAGGCGCUGGCAGCGAGGGGCGGGCGCGAGCUGAAGUACCUGGGCGGCUGGUUCGACGCAGUGGGCUCCGAUGCGACCGAGCUGCCCUCGCGGCUGGCAGCCAUCAACAAGGGCUGGGUGAUGGCGCAGAUUUUCUGGAACGCAGCCGCCCCCAAGCGCGUCGAGCGCCUCAUGUUCAUUGGCUUGGUCUCGGGGGCGGCUCUGCCGGGCACUGCGGCGCGUUGUUGGGCGGGCGCAGAGGCUCGAUACAUGUGCAGUUCAAUUUCGAGGAAGUUGAGAUCGAUGAUGGGUGGGGCGGCCAGAAGGCAGAACGAUCGUGUGACGGUGAUGACGACGAGGGAAGUCUACAGGUUAUGGGGCCUCGCCCCGUUCAGUCUGGAAGCGACAGUGCAGCGCCUCCGCGCGUGGCAGGAGAUUGCGCGCGACCCGAGGAACCGCGGCCGCAUCCUCGGGGUCUUCUUCGAGAUGACGCGGGGGGCGACCUGUGAGCACCGUUGCCCACCAACGCAUGUGGAUUCUGGGCAGUUCAAUGCAGAUGCUGUAGUUCACCCCUGGGCGCGCCAGCUGCGACGCGACCUGGAAGUCCUCUGCGGCUGCUCCGAGGCGGAGUCCUUUUCGCUUGCCUGGGAGAACCGCUCUGUGAAUGACUUGCCCUGGGACGAGGAGGUGAACGGCCUCUUUGUCUCCCUUGACGCAGGGUGCCUGCGGAGCGCCUUCGCUGCAGUGCAGUGGGCGCCGCCAGACGCGCCGGAGGCGUCAGUGCCCGUUGCCCAGGACGGGGAAAACAGCUGGGAAGAUUCGGGAGCUCAGAUGUUCGCAU